Messenger RNA from Periconia digitata, 742 nucleotides. NCBI's taxonomy places the organism in Eukaryota, Fungi, Ascomycota, Dothideomycetes, Pleosporales, Periconiaceae. The record is from the annotation of a GenBank genome assembly.
CCAAAAACUCUCAAAUACUGGCAAAGCAGUCGUCGACACCCAACUCUUCGGACGUCGAUCUAUCUUUUGUGUUCUCAAUUUCAUGCAAUCUUCUCUUCAGAGCUCUUCGUUCACCUCCUCUCACAUCUCACUCCCUAAGACACCCAGAAGAUAUAGAUACGUAUGGAUGGAUGGAUAUGAAUACAGGAUCGUGAACACCAUAACCUUACUGCUUCAUACCCAUCCAAACUCAACCCAUCACUCUCCAUCCCUGCCAUCCUUACCGCCGCGGACCGGCCCUUGGGACCUCAAAUCAAGUAAACAAACGAGCACACGAAGCCCCCAUACUACGUACCUACUAACCCUUACUCACCACAGCAGCAAGUACCAAGAGAACGGCCAAUCACGGACUUUGUUAGACCUGGGGGCGGAUUGGGGGGGGGGCAGAAAAGUAAGACACAAAAACCAGGCAAGGCAGGGCAGGGCAAGGCAAGGCAAGGCUGAUAGGAUUCGAUCCCUUGACUCUUCCAGCCCCGUUUCAUUGUUUUUUACCUUCUCGUUGUUUUCGUUUCGUUUGUUCUUUGAACGGGCCUCGCGUUUCAGGCCUGACAGGAAGGAAAGAAGGAAAGAAAGAAGCAUGGAUGUAUGUAUGAAUGAACUCGGCAAUUCUGAAAACACACAAUUCAAUCCGUGUUCCUUUACUUUACUUUUUCUAUCCAAUAGAAAGACAUUCUCGCAUUCUCCUCACCCUUUCUGGCUAUAA